UCGCUUAAAACCCCCUCUCAUCUCCCCUCACGCUUCUCAAGCGCCUCCUGCAUUCAGAAUCCUCCCCCGUCCCCCAAAUAUUCCUCCCUCGUGCCGCAAGAGAUUCUAAGAUUCCAAAUAUCGCCUCUCAAAAUUUGAGCGUUUGUUUUUUUAAAAAGAUGAUAGAGUUCAUCAAACAGAGAAUAAAAUGAGACCCAUAAUCUCAUUCCCCAAAACCCCUUCGCAUCUCUCUCAAGUAAUGGAACCAUUUCCCUUCGUCCUCAGCAAUCAAGUGGAAGGUGGACAGAGAACUCUCCGUGGCGCUAGACUCUUUUGGUCUUCACCCGCCGGCCGUCCUCCUGGUUCUUGAAAACAAAUUCAGCUUCAUUUCUCUUUUGCGCGCUAGCUUUUUCGAUUCAAACAAAUUCAACAUAGUCUUUGCCUUCUUGGGCUUCUUUUAAGACAUGGGUUCGGUCCCAGUUGGGGAUAGUUUGAGGGGUUUGAGAGGGUUUGGGGAGGGACCCAGUUCGGCGAGCUCGUUGGUUCUUGACGAGGAGAAGGGGGAGUUGGUGAGGGCUAAUUUGGUGAAAAACGGGAGGAAAGGAGGAGGAGGAGGAGGAGUAGGAAGAGGGGGUUGUGAUGAGAAGGCGGCCAUGGCGCUUAAGAUGCAUAGCGAGGCCGAGAGGAGGAGGAGGGAGAGGAUUAAUGGUCAUCUCGCGAUGUUGAGGAGCAUGGUCCCUUGUACUGAUAAGACGUGUAGUGGAUGUUCAGAACAUGCAUGUCCAGUUCAGCCUUAUUUGCUUAUGCUAUCACAUGCUGGAAUUUCUUGGGUUCUUCUUGAUUUAUUUACUAGGUCACCACUACAGUUGUUGGACAAAGCUGCAUUGCUUGCCGAAGUAAUCACGCACGUAAAUAAAUUGAAGAGCAACGCAACAGAGAUGAGCAAAGGUCUUUCCAUCCCAUCCGAUGCUGAUGAAGUGAGAGUAGAAGUUAACAGAGAUGGAACUAAAACCGAAAGCUUUUUAAUUAAGGCAUCACUCAGUUGCGAGGACCGGCCAGAUCUCCUUGCAGAUGUUAGACAAACUCUUCACUAUCUACAUCUGAAGACUGUACAAGCUGAGAUCUGCACUUCGGGUGGCAGAAUCAAAAUUGCUUUUGUGAUAACUUGUGAUGGAAAUCCUAGUGAUAUGGAGAAUCAUAUCUUUAUAAACAAUGUUCAACAGUCUUUGAAGUCUGUUCUUGAUAAGGUGACUUCACCUGAGUAUGUGCCGAGGGCCUCUCUUGCUAACAAGAGGCCAAGACUUUCAUCUUUUGAAUCCUCGUGUUCGUCUUCAUGAGUAUUUUAUCGGUUUGCUUGUAGCUUGGUUGUCUAUGGUUUCGUCGAGGAAUGGUCCUUCCUACAGAUAUUUGAACUGGUUCUAGCUGAUGAUCGAAUGAUGCAAGAUGACGCCUUCCAGGUUUUUUUCAUGGAAAGUUGAUACGGUAUUACAUAGUUCACUUUAUAGGUUAUAGUGGCUAUAGUGGAAGGUCUUUUAACUGUAAAGAGAGUGGCGUGUAACUUGUAUAUGGCGGUAUGAAAAUGAUAAAAUAGUUUUUACUUAAAUUGUAUUACUGCGUUGGUCACAAUGAGUAUAUUCGAGUCGUUGCAAGAUUACA
This is a messenger RNA of Asparagus officinalis (garden asparagus), 1635 nucleotides long. Its product is annotated as transcription factor bHLH30-like. Gene Ontology annotation, molecular function: DNA-binding transcription factor activity; protein dimerization activity. The transcript has 3 exons. Lineage: Eukaryota; Viridiplantae; Streptophyta; Magnoliopsida; Asparagales; Asparagaceae. The record is from RefSeq and is a predicted model, not a curated record. Gene Ontology annotation, biological process: regulation of DNA-templated transcription. Bases 444 to 1316 code for a protein of 290 amino acids.